This is a messenger RNA of Tilletiaria anomala UBC 951, 615 nucleotides long. Its product is annotated as mitochondrial import translocase, subunit Tom22. Gene Ontology annotation, cellular component: mitochondrial outer membrane. The annotation marks the transcript as partial. The transcript has 2 exons. The record is from RefSeq and is a predicted model, not a curated record. Gene Ontology annotation, biological process: intracellular protein transport. Lineage: Eukaryota; Fungi; Basidiomycota; Exobasidiomycetes; Georgefischeriales; Tilletiariaceae.
GAUGGUCAGACUCGAGGAGACAACAGACGAGUACUUCCAGAAGGCACAGGCGGCCGAGGAUGCAGACGAGUGGCAGGAUGACGACGAAUCGGACUUUAGCGACGAGUCAGAGGAUGAAAAGACAAUACACGAGGAGACCUUGCUUGAGCGCAUCUACGCGCUGCGAGACAUCGUACCGCCGUCGACACGAAACUCGAUUAGCUCGACAGUGAGCACCGCCACCAACUAUGCUUUCGCCGGCGGGUCGAUCUUUGGGCGCCUCGCAUGGGUCAUCACGACAAGCGCGCUUCUCGUCGGUCUUCCAUUUGCCCUGGCGGUCGAAGAUGAGGCGCGACUGACACAGCAGGAGCGGGAAUUUCAAGCGCAACAGAGCGGCGCUAGCAUGCUUGGAGGUGGUUCGAGCCCGUACGCCCCGCAACAACCUGGGCAGCCACAAGCGGGAGGACAACAGGCUCCGCAAGGAUUGCGACCACCAGGCUUCUGAUUCGUAUCGCCGGUGCACAUGCUCUCUUCAUCAGCUUAUCAACUCGCGACACAUGUACAUUAGCGCAAAAGGGGACUACUACCGUCCCUGCCAUGCAUCUCAAUGCAAUGCACCCCUCGUUCACUGUCUGU